Vespa mandarinia (Asian giant hornet) is the source of this 827-nucleotide messenger RNA. It is a transcript of the gene aay, whose product is annotated as phosphoserine phosphatase. The record is from RefSeq and is a predicted model, not a curated record. Gene Ontology annotation, molecular function: magnesium ion binding; L-phosphoserine phosphatase activity. Gene Ontology annotation, cellular component: cytoplasm. Lineage: Eukaryota; Metazoa; Arthropoda; Insecta; Hymenoptera; Vespidae. Gene Ontology annotation, biological process: dephosphorylation; L-serine biosynthetic process.
UUUCUAACGAUUCAUUAUCAAUUUCCGUAGACCGAUUUCACUACUUACAUAACAAGUAAAGUUCUGAGUGCGUAGUGUAUAUAUAUAUACUUGUGUAUAUGUAUGUGUGAUGAAGUCAAUUACCGUUUAUCUUUUCUGAUAUGUGAAGAGCACACAUGGCAAAUUUAGAAAAAAUAAAAACUAUUUGGAGAAUUGCUGAUGCAAUAACUUUUGACGUAGACUCUACUGUCAUCAAAGAUGAGGGCAUAGAUGAACUUGCCAAAUUUUGUGGCAAAGGCAAACAAGUUACUGAAUUAACAAAGCAAGCAAUGCAAGGAAAUAUGACAUUUCAACAAUCUCUUUCAGUAAGAUUAGGUAUUAUAAGACCUAGUAUAACACAGAUUAAAGAAUUUAUACAAGUACAUCCUCCACAGCUUACUCCGGGAAUAAAAAAUUUGGUAAAAGCAUUGCAUUCACAUAAAAAAGAAGUAUUUCUUGUUUCUGGAGGAUUCCAUUGUUUAAUACGUUCGGUUGCAGAACAACUUAAUAUACCAUCCAAAAAUAUUUAUGCAAAUAGACUUAAAUUUUAUUUUACAGGAGAUUAUGCGGGUUUUGACGAAAAUGAACUGACAUCAAAAAGUGGUGGUAAAGCUGAAGUUAUUCGUCUUCUGAAAGAAGAAAGAGGAUUUGAAACUAUUGUUCAUGUUGGAGAUGGCGCAACAGAUUUAGAAGCUUCUCCUCCAGCAGAUGCAUUUAUAGGUUUCGGAGGAAAUGUAAUUAGAGAAAGUGUUAAAUUAAAUUCAAAAUGGUUUGUUACAACUUUUGAUGAACUUAUAAAUAAUUUGUAA